Molecule: messenger RNA, 1864 nt
Organism: Ceratotherium simum simum (southern white rhinoceros)
Lineage: Eukaryota; Metazoa; Chordata; Mammalia; Perissodactyla; Rhinocerotidae
Source: RefSeq, a predicted model, not a curated record
GAGACCAGAGGAAUGGUGUGUUUUCUCUCCAGCUCAGGUCUAAGCUGACUCUUGCUCCUGCUGCCGGGAACAUGGGAGAUUUGGAGGAAGAUGUAAAGUUUAUAGUGGAUGAGACCUUGGACUUUGGAGGGCUGUCACCAUCUGACAGUCGUGAAGAGGAAGACAUAGCAGUGUCGGUGACUCCGGAGAAACCCUUCCGACGAGGCCUCUCCCACCGAAGUGACCCAAAUGCAGUGGCCCCUGCCUCCCAGGGUCUGAGGUUCAGCUUAGGCCCCCUCAGCCCAGAGAAGCUGGAGGAGAUCCUCGAUGAAGCCAACCGGCUGGCAGCUCAGCUGGAGCAGUGUGCCUUGCAGGAGCGGGAGAUCACAGGCCAGGGCCCGGGGCCUCGCAGGAUGAAGCCCAGCCCUCGGCGGGAGACGUUUGUGCUGAAGGACAGUCCUGUCCGGGACCUGCUGCCCACUGUGAGCUCUUUGGCUCGGAGCACCCCCUCCCCAAGCAGCCUGCCACCUCGACUCCGGAGCAGUGAUAGGAAGGGGUCAGUCAGGGCUCUUCGAGCAACAUCUGGAAAGAGGCCCUCCAGCGUGAAGAAGGAGUCGCCCACGUGCAAUCUGUUCCCCGCAGCCAAAAGCCCGGCAUCUUCUCCUCUUGCCCGAUCAACUCCUCCAGGCCGGGGAAAAGCUGGGCCCAGUGGGAGAGCAAUAGCAAGCCCGCCUACCCCUGUCAGACCAGUCUUGGCCCCACAGCCUUCUACCAGCAACUCUCAGCGCCUGUCUCGGCCACAGGGAGCAGCUGCUAAACCUUCCAGUCGGCUGCCUGUUCCCUCUGCCAUCCCCAGGCCUGCCAGCCGAAUGCCACUCACCAGCCGGAGUGUACCACCCAGCAAAGGUGCCCUACCUCCAGAUUCUCAGUCAACUCGGAAAGGACUUCCAAGACCCAGUGCUGCAGGGCACAGAGCGACCAAAUCUUCCCCUCACUGGUGCCACUCGCAGCAAUCUGCAGCCCCCCAAGAAAGUUGCAGACCCAGGACCUACCAGGUAAGACUGGUUGAGAUGCUUUCUCUCUCUCCUCUGCCAUCUGGGCUUCUGAGCUGUUAUGCACAUCAGCCCUGAAUCCUGUGUGGCAAGAUAAGGGUGAGGAGGGGAGCCUGUAGAGGUGGGGAAGCCCAUUUCUUCCUACCCUGAGGAUCUCGAACUCAGCUGGGUGAGGAAGAAGGGCAAUUUAAGGCAGUUCCUCCUUCUGUCUCUUUAGGUAGAGAGAUCAGGACAGCAAGCAAGAAUUCAGUAGCAAACCACUACAGUCACUGCCUGGACUCACCUCUCCUGGGCCUCCCCAGUCCUCCCGUUGGAGGCAGGCCCUGACUUCAGCAGAUUCUGGCCCAGGGGCAGGAGGAAGAGAUGCCACCAGGGCUAGUGCCCAGGAGUAGAGACCGUGGGAGAUGGGAUAGAUCAGGAGUGAGCUGGGGGAGAAUCAAACUCUCUGGAUUGAAAGAAGAUUAGGGAAAAAAGAGGUCGCCUCCCAGUAGUGAAAUUAACAAACAAAAAAUGAGAAAUGCAGGAGAGUGGAUUGUCCUCAUCCACCCCCACUCUUGUGUUCAGCUGCAGAGAGUUUGAUCUUCUUCCCAGGCAUUGGUUCACUGGACGUUUACAUGUGAAUGGUCUCUGUGGCUAACCUCCCUGCUCUCUGAGGAGGGGUCCUCCUGAGUCACAUCCUCUACUGGACUCGGGCCUGUUUGGAGAAGCAGAGGCAGGCAUCUGGUUUCCAGAACUUGUUUCCUGUAAAUUCUGUGACUCCUAACAGGCCAGUUUAUGAUAAGCUUACUCCAUCAGUCUGCAUUUUUCUAAAAUAAAAUGAAUGUAUUUUUAUA